CUCCUAAGUUUUCAACUUGUUACGAAGUUGCCUCUGUAUAUCCUUUUCUCUUCGUCUAAAUGUUUUCGUGUUCGAGGCAGGGAUUCUAGGGGUCUGAGAAGAAAAAGGAAAUCGAGGUGAAGGCGUUAAAAUACGAAAAGGUGCCUAGAUACGUACGUUGCACCAUCGAUAAAUUCUACUCUGCUCCAAGAGUGUGACAAGACAAACGCUCACAGGAUGUCGAGGAUCUUCCUAGCUAUUUUGACCUCCUCGUCCAUUCAAUUCCACGUCGCUAGCCUGUUUCUAACGCCACCAAAGUCUGACAACUUGUCUACUGUCUACUCGCUCGUGGAAAAAUGGUCCAGAAGCAGCAACGUCAAAUUGCUGACCAUAGUCUUGGAUAAUUAUCAACAGGAAAGCUACACCUUCAACGUUCCUGACAUCUUGGACACCAUGAAUGUUUCUACCAAGCUGGUUACCUUGAAACAUCUAAUAUACUUGAAGUACAAGAACAUGGAUAGAGACUAUGAAUUAUUCGACCCAGGAAGUUGCAUCCUAAUACUAUUUUACAACAUUGAUCAUCUAAGAGAGAUUUUUAAUUCACCCCAUCUGAUCUCAUUCUGGCAAGCAGACAAUUUUUAUAUUUUAUAUGACAAUAGUCAUCGAUUCGUUGACUGGUUUGAAUUGGAGAGAUUCUUUCAAUGGGGAUUCGAGAAGCUCUGGAGAUUCAGGAGGAUCUAUAAAGUGAUUCUAUUUAUCAAUGAAAAGACUAUCAGGUAUGAUUUUAUCGACUUUGUUGGAUAUCAAUCUAAACGCUUCUUAAACAGCAGCUGCGAUUGGUACAGCGUGAAGAAUAAUCACGACAGUUUUUUGAUUAUCAAUGAACCUAAUGAUACUGAUGUGUCAGAUUUCUUUGAACGGAGAGAGAAUUUCAAAUCGUAUCCCAUGAAGAUCUCUAUCUUCAGAACGAGCUUGAUGCCCCUGCAUCGGGGUAGAUAUUCGGGCGUUAACUUCAAGUAUCUUGAGGAAAUUACCAAGAAGUUGAACGUCACCACUGUUCUGAUGAAGUCUGUUGAGAAAUAUGGGUGGAAGGAGAAUGGAGUUUUUGUUGGGACGAUCGGUCAUCUGGCGUAUCAAUUAGCGGAUGUUACUUUUAAUGAGUUUUUUAUAAAAGAUUAUUUGACUAGACAAGUGGAAUUCACUACUGUGACUACUAGUGACAUGCUUUGUGCUUUGGUGCCUAACGCAGCACCCAUACCUGAUCAUCUGAUAAUCGUUAAGAUCUUCAGUGAAGAGGCUUGGUUUCUCAUAUUUGCUGGAUAUUUUGUAAUCUUUGUAAUUACUAUGGCUCUAAAGGACGAAGAGAAUCGUGAAACUUUGGAUAAUAUUUAUAAAUAUGAACAGCAAUGUUUCUAUGAAUUAUUUGCAAAAGUAACAGGAAUCUUUUGCUACUUCGUGAGACAAAAUAAUACCCGAAAAAAUGAAGAAAUGAGGAAGGAAGAACAACGAAUUUACCCACUCGAAGAGCAACGGAACGAUCAAUGGGAAACGAAAAGGAAUUAUUCGAAACGAGCCUCCCGAAACUUUUGGUCUCAUCUAUCAUCAGUGAUCAAAUAUUUAGUUGAAAUGUAUCUACAAUCGAUACAACCAUUCAAAUCUAAACGACCCUGGUUCCCAGAGAGAUUGGUAUUGAUGUGUUCUAUGUUAAUGAGUAUCAUUCUAAACGGAGUGUUCACCUCUCAGCUUGCAUUUACUAUGGGUAAACAAAUGUAUUAUAAGGAUAUUGAUACUUUGGAGGAAUUAGAAAACAGUGGACUUCCAAUUCUCUGUAAUGCAAAAGACGUUUUGGACGACGUGUUAACGGAUGAUUCUUCGGCAUUAUUGAAACGACUUCAACAACGAUUACAAUAUGCAAAUGACUCGGAAGCGCAUAGAAAAUUGUUCGUGACAAAGGAUGCUGCUGUUCUUCAUCGGCUCAGUACCGUGUCUUUGAAGUACGCCGAAUACGAAGAAAGCAAAAACGUGCACGUAGUCAACGAAUGUCCGAAACAUUAUAUACUCGGAUUUAUGAUGACCAAAGGAUCACCGUUUCGCCAUCGCAUAAACAGCAUCCUGGGCAGAUUGAACAACGCCGGUUUCUAUGGGAAAUGGUAUCGAGACAUGUUUCAAUCGGAGAGACAAUUGUUUCAAGAGAAAGAUACGACGGAACAUCGGAAGAUCACGAUCAGACAUCUGCUUAUACCUUUUGUGAUUCUCCAUUUCGGUCUGGCCACAAGCACGAUCGUAUUUAUUUGUGAAUUGCGGCAGAACAAUCUCCAAUAACUUGUUCGUCCUCUUCUAAGAGAAAAGAGUAGAAAAUUGAAAAUGCUGGAGGGAAAGACAAAAUCGGGAAAGGGAUAUGGAAAUUAGUCUGUUUUUCUAGGAAUAUUUCAUUCAACGAAUAAGAAAUGAAACGGUUGGAUGUUCUCCAUGCAAAGUACACAUAGUUUCCUUUUCCUUUUUUAAUUAAACUUUUUAAGUUGCCUCGUACUCAGACAAUGUUUCUGCUUUUUAAUUGAAGUUUAUUGGUGCAAUUAGUGAGAGAAAAUAUUCGGUAAAUACAUUGUCAAAUUGAUUUUUUGAUAAAUCAACGAUGAAGAACAUGGUCAAUAUCCCAAUACCAAGAAGACAAUUCUAACGACACGGUAAACUUAAUCCUCGACGAUGGAAUCGAUCCGACCGGUAAACAGCUGUCUACUCGAAUAAAUGAAACCACAUAGCAAUAAAAAUGCU
Molecule: messenger RNA, 2751 nt
Organism: Osmia bicornis bicornis
Lineage: Eukaryota; Metazoa; Arthropoda; Insecta; Hymenoptera; Megachilidae
Exons: 6
Coding region: 217-2301 (694 amino acids)
Source: RefSeq, a predicted model, not a curated record